This is a messenger RNA of Symbiodinium necroappetens, 1497 nucleotides long. The record is from the annotation of a GenBank genome assembly. Lineage: Eukaryota; Dinophyceae; Suessiales; Symbiodiniaceae.
AUGAGCGCCACGAUCAACCAUUUCAUCGGUGGCGAGAUCGUCGCCGGCACGAGUGGACGCAGCAGCGCCGUGUUCAACCCGGCAACCGGCGAAGAAAGUCAGCGCGUCGCCCUGGCCUCCGCGGCGGAGGUCGACGCCGCCGUUCAGACCGCGAAGGACGCCUUCCCCGGCUGGGCCGGCACGACGCCGCUCAAUCGCGCACGGGUGAUGUUCAAGUUCAAGGAACUGCUGGAGGCGAACCGCGACAAGCUGGCAACUCUGAUCGGCCGGGAACACGGCAAGGUCUUGGCCGACGCGGCCGGCGAAGUGACUCGCGGCAUCGAAGUGGUGGAGUUCGCCUGCGGCAUACCACAGCUCCUGAAGGGCGAGUUCACCGAGAGCGUCGGGACCGGCGUCGACAGCUAUUCGCUGCGCCAGCCGCUGGGCGUGGUCGCUGGCAUCACACCCUUCAACUUCCCCGCCAUGGUGCCGAUGUGGAUGUUCCCGGUCGCGCUGGCCUGCGGCAACUGCUUCCUGCUCAAGCCGAGCGAGCGCGAUCCCUCCGCACCGCUGCUGAUGGCCGACCUGCUGAUGGAGGCCGGGCUGCCCAAGGGCGUCUUCAACGUCGUCAACGGCGACAAGGAGGCGGUCGAUGCCAUUCUGCGGCACCCGGACAUCGAAGCGGUCAGCUUCGUCGGUUCCACCGCCAUCGCCGAGUACGUCUACCACCAGGGAACGGCGCACAAUAAGCGGGUACAGGCCCUGGGCGGCGCCAAGAAUCACAUGAUCGUGCUGCCGGACGCCGACAUGGACCAGGCGACCGACGCCCUGAUGGGGGCGGCCUACGGUUCGGCGGGCGAGCGUUGCAUGGCGGUCUCGGUCGCGGUCGCCGUCGGCGACGCCGGCGAUGCCCUGAUGGAACGCCUGGCCCCCAAGGUGCGCAGUCUCAAGAUCGGCCCCUACAGCGAUCCCGAAGCCGAGAUGGGGCCACUCGUCACCAGCCAGGCCCUGGAGCGGGUCACCGGCUACGUGGACUCGGGCGUGGAAGAGGGCGCGAAGCUGGCGGUCGACGGUCGCGGACUGCAGCUGCAAGGAUACGAGAAGGGUUACUUCCUGGGCGGUUGCCUGUUCGACCAGGUCGAGCCGGAGAUGAAGAUCUACAAGGAAGAGAUCUUCGGGCCGGUGCUCUCGGUGGUGCGGCGACCGGACUACGAGUCGGCGCUGGAACUGGUGAACGGCCAUGAGUACGGCAACGGCGCGGCCAUCUUCACCCGCGACGGCGAUGCCGCGCGCAACUUUACCAGCCGCUGCAAGAUCGGCAUGGUCGGAGUCAACGUGCCGAUCCCGGUUCCCAUGGCCUUUCAUUCCUUCGGCGGCUGGAAGCGGUCUCUGUUCGGCGACCAUCACAUGCACGGGCCGGAGGGCGUGCGCUUCUACACGCGCAUGAAGACGGUCACUUCACGCUGGCCGACCGGCCUUCGCAGCGGCGCGGAGUUCGUGAUGCCGACGAUGAAAUAG